Molecule: messenger RNA, 3641 nt
Organism: Branchiostoma floridae (Florida lancelet)
Lineage: Eukaryota; Metazoa; Chordata; Leptocardii; Amphioxiformes; Branchiostomatidae
Product: SPARC-related modular calcium-binding protein 1-like
Exons: 12
Coding region: 852-2735 (627 amino acids)
Biological process (GO): cell-matrix adhesion
Cellular component (GO): basement membrane
Molecular function (GO): calcium ion binding; protein binding
Source: RefSeq, a predicted model, not a curated record
CUGGCAAACGCCCGCUGAAAGAUCCCGUGGUGCUUGAGACUCUUUAAGUCUUGACCUAUUUCCACUUGAUCGCCCCCCCUUUAUGUAAACGUGACUUAGAAUUCCACAACGAGCUCCGAACAAAACGUUUAACUUCCCGUCGCCCGGGUUGGCAGCGCUGGUUGGGAAUCAGUGGCCCAUUAGGUUCCAAUUUCUUCUCCGGCUUAUGAGAUAUCCGAACUGUUUACUUACUGUCUUCUCUAGCUAGGAAUAUCCAGUCGGCCUCUAGUGCCGGUGAGAAUGUGACUGUAGCACAAGAGAAGGCAUAGUUGAGUUAGGGGACACUCAAGUGGCCAGAGAAGUCCACCAACAGCGAGCACUUCGGGGACGUUCCGGCUGGAUUAGCAUUUAAAUGACAGAAGGCGGAUUGUCACUUUUUGCCGCAGGACACGGAAAAUCCCUCGGACAGUCGAUUAAUUUGUGGUGAUAAUGACCGUGUUGUCUUGUUGAUCCCCCUUCACGCCUAUUCAGAGUGCCGCCUUUUCUGUUCUAUAGUCCGGCGAACGCGGACGAUUGAGAACAUGAAUCUGCAUGUGUAUUAGGGCUGUGGUUCGGCCAAUCACAACCCCGGACUCCUGCCGCACAAAGGCAUUUAGUCUCGGGUGCCCAUCUGCUUCGGGUUCGAUACCGACAGCGUCAGGGCGACAACAGAAGACUGGAUCGGCCGGGCUCUGCCCAGUGGUGGUGAAAACUGUGGAAUCUGUCGUCGCGAGAGGGUUUCCCAGCCAGCGGAGUGGGUGCUGGGCAGUUUUACGAGGGAGUGCUUGUGACGUCGGCCGAGUGCAAUAGCAGAGAGCUUGCCAGGGAGGAGGAUGGGGCUGUUAGCGCGGGCGCUACUGCUCUUCUGUCUCCUGGAGGUUGUGGUGUCGCAGAGAGCUGACAGAACCAGCAUACGGCAUCUACUGAUCGGAGACCUGGACGAGCACCAGGAAUGUAAUUACGACUGUACACUGGAGAUGAAGAGAACGGUUUGCGGCACUGACGGCAGGACGUACAACUCUCGCUGUGAGAUGCAGCGGGCGAGAUGUCAAACUGGGAGGAGCAUCGAGGUGCAGCACAGGGGGAAGUGCAAAGACGCGGGGCGGUGCCACCGCGAGCGGUCUCACGCCCAGGAGCUGGACCGGCGGCCCAUGGUCGGCAUCUUCAUCCCGGAGUGUAACGAGGACGGCAGCUACGCCGAGGUGCAGUGCCACACGUCCACCGGCUACUGCUGGUGCGUCACCCGCGACGGGAAGCCCGUGCCCAAUUCCUCCGUUCGGUACCAAACGCCUACGUGCUCAGGUAUGGGACAAGGCACAUUCGAGGAGUUCAAGGAACCGCGGCAAGGUCGAGACGGAAGACAAAGACGCCCAACACGAGGACGGAAAGGAUCCAAAGAACAAACCGUUCCUGUGUCUCCCGCAGGAUGCGGCACGGAGGAGCGCGGCGAGUUCAACGACAACCUGAUCGACUAUUUCGAGUCGGAGUAUAACCGCCUACCCACUCCGCUCCCCGGGGCCUCGGCGCUGGACAUCCUCCCCUUCCCCACACAGCAGGCCCCGCUCAACCUGGACUCCUCCGCGUCCAAGGAGCGCCGCGUUCUGGACUGGAAAUUCAGCCAGUUGGACUCCGACAACGACGGUGAACUGGACAGAAAGGAGCUGAAAUUACUGCGGAGAACGGUGAAGAAGGCGGUGAGGCCGCGGGCUUGCGCCAGGACCUUUACUAAAUAUUGCGACAUGGACAAGAGUAAAAAGGUGUCCAAGAAAGAGUGGUCAGUGUGUCUCGGAGUCCCAGAUAUCCCCUUCCAUUUGUUCCUGACGCUGAACGCAGAGGACCACACCACGGCGCCCACACGUGACCUCCAGCCGGCUCCACAAGUGAUGGACGCUGCUGCCCCAGCUCUCUCCAACAAACAGAUCACCAAGCGACAACCUACAGUCAGCAACAGAACCGCUGCCGCUUUAGUGAAAGGCUGUGAGCUGGACCGCCAGAAGGCUCUGGACGACCAGAGACGGAGUCCUCCGGGCACGGGCCUGUACAUCCCGGAGUGUAACCCUGACGGUAGCUACAAGUCUGAGCAGUGCCACAAGGACACUGGGUACUGCUGGUGCGUGGUUCGGUCCACAGGCCGACCCAUCCCGGGAACAUCCACCCAGCACAGCAUGCCGGACUGCGAGGGGGCCGAGGGGAUGAUGCUGAAACCAGAAGUGUCCGACCCAAUGUCCGUAGAGAGGAAACCUGUGACGCCCUUACCACCGAGGGAGUUUAAAGAGUGUCCAGGCGCCGCCAAAGACAGGUUCAACACGGUUCUGCUGGACGCACUCAGUACGGACAUGGUGGAGGCCGCCCCCGACACCACGGGAAGGAUCCCUGAGCCAGACCCGACCCACUCUCUCGAAGAGAGAGUUGUCCGGUGGUACUUCUCCGUGCUGGACAAGAACAGCAACGGCGAGGUGAACAAACGGGAGAUCAAAGUGCUGAGGCAGUACGUGCGCAACAAGACCAGACCCAAGAAGUGCAGUCGGAACUUCAUAGACUACUGCGAUGCAAACCAAGAUCAAAUACUCACUUUGGAUGAAUUUCUGAGGUGUACAAUAGAAAAAGAUAACACAAAUUCAACAAGUAAUCCAGCGUCAGCCAAUUCCGGUCGGCGAAGAGGGCCGAACCCUUUUAGUGAGUAUGGCCAGUGGACAUUUUCGCAGUUGGCAGGUUGAUGUGAGUCCUCCUGAUGCUGGAACCAUGGAUACACAACUGCUUAUCGUUUCCAUGGCAACAGAUGUUGUCAAGGAUACCAUCUUCCCCCAGAUAAAUGAAAACUGUACACAAUACAGCUAUCCAUGUUACUAAAAUCUAGGUGUGGGGUCCAUUACAAACUGGUCUAUAGUAUGCAUACUUUGUGAAAUCUCUAUGCGAUGUUGCCUAUGUGUAUGUAUUUUGGAAAGAUUAUUAUUUUUACUUGGUGAUAGUGUGUUUGUAGGGUAGCUAACAAUUGCGUGAAUAGAUGGAUUUUGUCAUGUUUGAGGAUGUGUGUGGCCACUACUACAGUAAUUUUACAUGUAAGAUACUCUUGAUAUAUAAAAAUUGAAUAUAUAGUUGUAAAACAUUAAACCUUUGAUCUACUGAAUGAAUUGAAGCAAAUGCAAGGCUAGACAAAAGCAAUCUUCUCAUACUGCCUGAGCUAUAGUCAAGCCUGGGUGACAUGCCUGGCAGACAAACAGGACACAGCACAUUUCCCCACUUUUGCACAAUUGUUUUAUCAUUAAGAAAUUGCUAUUGUAAAAUAUUUACAAUUAUCACUUCACUGCUAUCUGAACCCCUCCAAAAGCUCAUACGGGUAGUAUUUUAGCACAAUCGAAAGAUUACUGCAGUUACAUACACAUGAAAUAGGACCUUAUUAUCUUUGUCAAAUAUGUUUUGGAAUUCUUGGCUUCAAAAAGUUUGUUUUUAAAUGACAAUGUAUAAAGGGCAGGUAGCUGGUUAUGUGUCUAACUUUGUAAAUAUGGUGACACCUUGUGGGCUUGUAGAGAAUAUGUAAAAACUCCAUGGUACAUGUCGCAUAUCCUAACGUAUUGUAUCUCUGUGCCGCCAUUAAAUUACAUGCUAAAAAACAGACAGUGUUU